This is a messenger RNA of Oncorhynchus mykiss (rainbow trout), 1269 nucleotides long. Its product is annotated as ras-related protein Rab-25-like. Gene Ontology annotation, molecular function: GTP binding; GTPase activity. The record is from RefSeq and is a predicted model, not a curated record. Lineage: Eukaryota; Metazoa; Chordata; Actinopteri; Salmoniformes; Salmonidae.
AUCAUUCCUCAGCAGAACUACCUGAUGACACAGCGGAGCAAGUUCCUUGUAAACAAUCUAGGUUUCUAUUAAACGUAGAGGGGGACAGGUGACUUGCAAAGUGUUUGUGCGGCUCUUUUAAAUCUGAAGAUUAGGGUGAGUGGCUUCUGGGGAAGUGUCAUCUUUCCUUUCUCCCCUCACACUCUUGAGAGCUGGACCACUGAAGGUGUACCUCAUGGGUUCAGAUGAGGCCUACAACUUUGUCUUUAAGGUGGUUCUUAUAGGUGAGUCUGGCGUUGGCAAGAGCAACCUGCUCUCCCGCUUCACCAAGAACGAGUUCAACCACGACAGCCGCACCACCAUCGGGGUGGAGUUCAGCACACGCACAAUUCAACUGAAAAGUCUCAUAAUCAAGGCUCAAAUCUGGGACACGGCUGGGCUGGAGCGGUACAGGGCCAUCACCUCUGCUUAUUAUAGAGGAGCUGUUGGAGCGCUAUUGGUCUAUGACAUCACCAAACAUCUGACCUAUGAGAGUGUGGAGCGCUGGCUUAAGGAGCUAUAUGACCAUGCAGACCCUCACAUCGUAGUCAUGCUGGUGGGCAACAAAACUGAUCUGGGGUCAGAGCGAUCAGUGCCCACUGAGGAUGCCAAGGACUUUGCAGAAAAGAAUGGCCUAUUGUUCUUAGAGACAUCAGCCUUGGAGUCCACAAACGUUGAGACUGCAUUCCAAAAUGUCCUUGGAGAGAUUCACAGGAAGGUGAGCAGUAAAGAAGUGACCCGGGGGUCCAUUAGUGCCGUGUCUCUGGCCAGCCCCGUCCCCAGAGCUGCAGGCGACCCUGAAGAGAAGAAGCCCUGCUGUAGGAACCUCUGAUGGGACAAACCACCCCCUCAUGUGGAAUAGAGCACUCCAUCUUCCUCUAGUUAGUGUGCCCAAAUGGUGCAAGCCUGAUUGAAAAGAAUGAUGCUGAGCAAGACCACUCUGAUGUGACAUAGUUACAUGUUGGCAGACAGAAUGAGUUUUCCAUUCCUAAAGAUGAUGUAAUGUGUAUGUACAUGGCUGGGGGUACAUUUCCCCCCCAAAGAAUCCAGCAAUCAUUUGAAUAUAAAAAUAUAUCAAACAGCAUUUUUGUGUAAACUUCAAAAAUUCAAUGUUGCUUAGGAUGAUUUUAUUUUUAAAGGUAGUCAACUGAUGUACAGAAUAUUUGCAUUUUUAGUGACUGAGGUUGGACAACAAGUGCCAAAACCACGUUUUUACACAAAGCUUGAUUAAUUAAAUUUGCUGUCACUGUU